AUCUCUUUCUCUUCUUUAACACAACAAACGCACACGAACACACACUCAGGCGCCGCUCUUCCUCCUUCCGGCGAAGCCGCGCCUGAGCGCCGCUCCCCUCGUCCCUCUGAUCUCCCUUUCUCUCCGAUUUUACAACGCACGCACAAUUCCCCCCCCCCCCCCCCCCGCGUCGACGGCAGCCACGGCCGCCUGCUCCCCAUUCUCUCCGGUUGCAGCGGCCGUCCCAUGAAAGCCACCACCGCCCUCACACUGGAAACUGACACACACAAUCUGAGGUCGCUGCCGCCGGCUCCCCCCUCUUCGCGAACUUCGGCGACGACACGGUUUUAGGCCGCGCCUCCGCCCUCUCUAACACUCCACUGCUCCAUCCUAGCCGCCGCCGUCGCCCGUAUCUCGAGCGACCUCGCCGGCGACGACACCACUCACGUGACGCCGCCUCCUUUCUUGGCGACGACGGAGGCGCCGCCGCCUCCCUCAGCUCACAAGCCCUCGAUCCCCAACUCCAGACACCCUUCCCUCCAAUUUCCGGCGAGCAGCUAGUGGCCGCCACCGACCACCUCCAGUUCGACUCACAUAUACACACACACAACAGCACUGAGUCUCUCUCUUCUCCAUGCUCUUUUUGUUUUUCCUUUUCAGUUAAAACCAUGUUCUUAAAAUCAUUCACUGACUCAUUGUUUGUAAGCACCAAAAUCUUGCGAUUUGUUAAUCAUAAUAAAACAUGUAUGCUCUUCUCAACUAUAUACUCAUAACCUGAUUCAGUGCAAUAUGUAUGUACAGAAAAUGUGUAUGGUAUUCGAAUAUCUUGCUAACACACAUAUGAAUAAAAUUGUAUCUCUUGUGUUGACUCAGUGAUACAGUAAUAGAUAUACAUAUUUCUGGAAUAAUCACAUAUUAUGCUGUCUUGCAUUUGGUUCGAUUGAAACACAAAGAAUUAGAAGUAGACCUCUGCUGGGAUUGAUUGCUUGAAUAGGUGCUCUGAACUUGUUUGUGUUCUGAAAUUGAGCUUUUCUUGCGGAAGAAAAACGUGUUGAGCUUGAAUAGCUUGUGUAAAAAUGAAAAGAAGAAACUGAGUAAUAAGGGGUGGCUUUUGCAGAGGAGCAGUUGUGAUGGUAAGGCUUGAAAAUUACUCCUAAAACCUAACCUACUUGAGGUAUGGAUGCAGUAGGAAAUCGCAUAGGGGGAGAGACUAGUUGUGAAAAAGCGUCGAUGACAAUUAAAAUCCUUCAGGGUUACGCUAAAUGAAUAGCUCGUGUGAAUGGGCGCUGAAAUGAGAGCUGAGCAUGCAAGUUUUCUCGACACUCUACCUCCUGUUGAGUUCGCCUGUAUAUAUGGCUCCUCUCUCCAUCCAAACAAUUUUGAUAAGAAAUCCAUGGUAGAUUACAUUCUUGGUGUAGCAAAUCCUCAGCAAUGGCACGCAGAGAAUCUGAAGUUAAAUCGGAAUCAUUAUGCAUCAUGGAUGGUCCACCUUGGGGGAGCGCGUCUGAUAACCGGUGUUGCUGAUCAUAUUGGUGUCCGCGUACAUUUCAACCCCUUCGUUUCUCACAGAGACCGGAUGUUCAAAUAUGGUGUUGUUCGCAUGAAUGAUCUCGUUCAGGACAUUCUGGUUUGGGAAAGUUUCUAUCUGAGUGGCCGUUUGCAGAAACCCGUUAAUGUCAUAGUAGACAACUCGGAGAUAGAAAAACUCAACUUUGUAAAUGUGAAGGCAGCAGCCUCUGCUGCCCUCCUGCUUUUGCCAUCGAAAUUCAGUGAGGAAGAGUUGUAUGCCAAAAUAUGUAGCCUCUCAUACAUGGGCGACUUACGAAUGCUUUUCGCAGAGGAUAGAAACAAGGUGAAAAAGAUUGUACAAGGGCAAUUUAAGUUAUUUCAAAAAAUGUACAAUCCAUUUAUAGAGGAGUUUGCAGCUCAAGACUUGCUUAGAUUAUCAUCUUCCGCUGAUCAAAAAGUAAAUUUAAUCCAGGAUUGUGGAUUGUCUACCACAUGCUCCCUUGUGUCUUCUCUUCCUUUGCCUCUCAGAUGCCAUACCGGAAUGAAGCUUGGCGAGAAGAAAGCAAUUGACGAAUCUGGUAGAGCUGCACAGAAAGUAGCAAUUAAAAAGGAAGAGGCUGCGAAUUACAUCCGGAAGAUCCUGAGACGCAAAGUCAUGGUUUCCAGUGCAAGACAGGCUGUUGCAGGCCUACUAACUGUUGGUGCAGUUCAUGGAGUAAAGUAUGUCGGGAGCAAAAUGAAGAAGGCAUGGAGAUCGUGGUGGUAAUCCUUUUAGGUUUAAACAUUAGUGGGUGUUAAAAUUUCCCUUGGGUUACUGCUGCUAGUUUCUGACACCGUGAAAGGUAAAAUGAGGAAAGUAUAUCCUCAUGUCCUCAACUCUGAAAUAAUCUGAUAUAAUGCUUAAUUAUUUGCUGAA
This is a messenger RNA of Salvia miltiorrhiza (redroot sage), 2404 nucleotides long. RefSeq lists its product as uncharacterized. Lineage: Eukaryota; Viridiplantae; Streptophyta; Magnoliopsida; Lamiales; Lamiaceae. Gene Ontology annotation, cellular component: mitochondrion. The record is from RefSeq and is a predicted model, not a curated record. The transcript has 11 exons. Bases 1259 to 2254 code for a protein of 331 amino acids. Gene Ontology annotation, biological process: CDP-diacylglycerol biosynthetic process; cardiolipin biosynthetic process. Gene Ontology annotation, molecular function: phosphatidate cytidylyltransferase activity.